CGCGUGGAGAAAAAUAAAUAAACAAGAUCGAAAAUCUGCGUUCGUGUGCAGUUUUGCCGAAAUUUGUUCACAUCAGCGAUCAUCUCCGAGAGAUCAUAAGUUGUGUGAAGCAACGUGCCCGUAAGAAAAUGUAAAAUUAAUCGCGUGUAAAACACUCGCCUGAUCCCAGUGCAGCUUCCCCGUCCACAAAUAUACUGUGUGUGAUUUAGUCAGCAGCAGUCUGCGAAUAGUUUAAUUCAAACCCUCAUUAAAUUUCCAACUUGGAGGCCCUGUGUUUUUUUUUGGAAUCUGACUUUCGGACGGCUACAGAGCCAGUUCAAUCAUGAACCAGGAAAUACGCAUCAAGACCAAACACUUCUAUGCAGUUCUCGUGAUCGUCGGAUUUCUUCUCAUCUACAGCCUGAGCUUCAACCGAGGAUGUGAGGAGGAAAUCGGAAACGGAUUCAAUGAUCCGUCGGAACUGGGGGGCGUUCGGGAUGCGUUCCAUCUGAGCCCGAAAGGACCCACUAUCUACGCCAUUACGCCUACGUAUGCGCGACCCGUGCAAAAGGCAGAACUGACCAGGUUAUCUCAAGUGAUUCGCCUGUCGCCGAACGUGUUCUGGGUGCUGGUCGAGGACGCCGAACACAUUUCCAAGCUCGUUACUAACCUGCUGGAGCGAAGUGGCCUUCAGGAUCGCAGCGUUCAGUUGGCAGCAAAAACACCCAAAGAUUUCAAACUCCAGGGCAAGGAUCCGAACUGGUUGAAGCCACGAGGGGUGGAGCAACGAAACAAAGCCCUCGAGUGGGUUCGGCAGCACAUGGCCGACAACGGUGGACGGGAACGGCAUUCUGUGGUCUACUUCAUGGACGACGAUAACACUUACAGUUCUGAUCUGUUUGCGGAAAUGGCCAAAAUCGAGAGGAACAAGGUUGGAGUUUGGCCCGUUGGAUUGGUCGGUGGCCUGAUGGUUGAAAAACCGGUCCUCAAUCGGGAUGGAAUAGUGCUAGGAUUCAACAGUGCCUGGCGUCCGGAACGACCAUUUCCUCUCGAUAUGGCCGGAUUUGCAAUCAGCUCAGAUCUGCUGCUCGAUAAUCCGCAGGCACAGUUCAGCUACGAGGUUGAACGAGGCUACCAGGAGAGCGAAAUCCUUCGCCAUCUAACGAUCGUACAUGAAAUGCAACCUCUUGCCAACAAGUGCACCGACGUUUUGGUCUGGCACACACGAACGGAAACGCCGAAGCUGGACGCCGAAAAGUCACUUGUAAAAUCUGGGAAACGAUCCGAUGCUGGAUUGGAAGUUUAAAACUGUCCCUGGUGGUGGAAGUUAGUUAGAAUCUACCGCAAGAGGCCUAAACGUGCAGCCUAAAAUGUGAUUGAAAUCUACCUAUAAGUAUGUCUCAUUGACGCUAAAUUUGCCGAAAAUCGCUAGAGUAGACUUAACGUAAUUUUAAAAACAGUAUUAUUUGACCAACGAUAAAAACAUACUCAUUGUUUCGGGUCCUCAUUUCCAUUGUCUUCCGAAAAAUUACACGAACAAUGCAAUCGAAGGCUAUGCAGUAAUGCAUCACAAUAGUUUACCGUAAUUUGUUUCUUUUCGGGCCCCUCAAAUUCGAUUUUCCUAAAAUACGCAACAACCUUCACAUCUACAUAUUAUAGUAUACGCACAGAAAAGAUAAAGCUUAACAUUUGAUAUGAACGAAACACAAUUGUAAAGCCAUGUACCUAAGGUUAAAAUCACAUUUAUUAUAUUUCAAUGUUCCUUUGUUGCUCAAUAAGUAAACUUUUAACUCUUGAAAGAAAAAAUGUAAAGCGUUCCUAAAGGCAAACCAAUGUUUCAAACUUCUCACAAAAUAUUAAAAUUGAUGAUACUUGGACCAAAACUUUCAAAAUAAAAACAACUGAAUACUGAUUAGCUUUGAUAGCGAAGAGAUGAUAGCAAAUUCGAGAUUGUGCGGAUUUCUCCCUAAGCAAACAUUCAUUAGACAUAGCAGAAAUAAUUUAUAAACAAACAACACCUAUGAUUGCAUUUGAACUUAUCCCAGAAACUAGCUAGGAUAACAAUCUCUUUUAAAACCACUGUUGAAAAAUAAAUACUUAUAUAAAAUUA
Uranotaenia lowii is the source of this 2089-nucleotide messenger RNA. RefSeq names its product galactosylgalactosylxylosylprotein 3-beta-glucuronosyltransferase I (gene GlcAT-I). The coding region runs from base 323 to 1285 and encodes 320 amino acids. Gene Ontology annotation, biological process: carbohydrate metabolic process; chondroitin sulfate proteoglycan biosynthetic process. Gene Ontology annotation, molecular function: galactosylgalactosylxylosylprotein 3-beta-glucuronosyltransferase activity. The transcript has 3 exons. Gene Ontology annotation, cellular component: Golgi membrane. Lineage: Eukaryota; Metazoa; Arthropoda; Insecta; Diptera; Culicidae. The record is from RefSeq and is a predicted model, not a curated record.